Medicago truncatula (barrel medic) is the source of this 1719-nucleotide messenger RNA. RefSeq names its product GATA transcription factor 5. The transcript has 2 exons. The record is from RefSeq and is a predicted model, not a curated record. The coding region runs from base 709 to 1449 and encodes 246 amino acids. Gene Ontology annotation, biological process: regulation of DNA-templated transcription; cell differentiation. Gene Ontology annotation, molecular function: zinc ion binding; sequence-specific DNA binding. Gene Ontology annotation, cellular component: nucleus. Lineage: Eukaryota; Viridiplantae; Streptophyta; Magnoliopsida; Fabales; Fabaceae.
CUAAUAUUUUUAUUUCAAACGGCAAAGAUCACUUAACUAAGUAUACUUCUUGACAGAAUUUGUUCGGAAUUAUACUUUUUGAACUACUCAUGUUAGAAUCUUUACCUUGAAUGACUGGUCCGCUACUAAAAGACAUAUAUAUAUAUAUAUUGUAACAUUGGUGAGAGCAGUGGUAACAGUACUCACUGCCGCUUUGGAGAGGCAUUGUUAAAAAUACUCGUUAGAAUUGGUGAAAGCAUCAAAGUAAUUUGAUGGGCAAAUUGACAUCAUCUUUGUUUUGAAGUCAACUUGGAGAAUUCUGAUAAAAUAUUGACUUAAAAAAAGUUUAUGAUAUUUAUGAAUUGUUAAUAAUUUUAGUUUUUUUUUACUUCAUUUAGUAUUUGUACUUGUUUUUAGUACAAUAGUCUGCCGUCAGCCGUGACCCUCUAUCAGGGGUGCGAAAACUUUAACUAAGGGGCUUCGACUAAAGUGAGAAUACAUGAUGGGGCCACCGACAAUUCUUCCAUAACCAUAGGAUUGCACCAAGACUCAACCCUAAACCCUUAUCUAAUUUUACCUUAAUUUUGGAUUUACUAAUGGAACACAUUAAAGAUCUUGCACCGAGAUGUAUGUUUAUAUUUUUCUCUUCAGAUAAUGUAGUCCUACUUGAAAAGUCGAUGGAGGAAUUGAAUGGAAGGUUGGAAACUUAGAGACAAGCUUUAGGAGUGUAUGGCUCUGCCUAAGUUGAAGCAAGACAUGAUAUAUGAAAUGGAAUUUCAGCAAAAGGGAAAUGACAUUCUUUCUUUGGAAUGGCUGUCCGAUAUUGUGGAUGAUUCUCGUGAUGAGAAUAUUACAAUGAAAAAAGUGGAGCAACAUCCAUCAUCAUCAGUCAACAAGGAGGAUUUUGUGCUCCCUAAAAGCAAUAGUUCACCCACUUGUGAAAAGACCACAGUGAGACGUACACGCUCCAAGCGUCCACGUCUUGCAACCUUCAGCUCCCAUCAUUCAACCAUGCAACUCAUUUCUUCCACUUCCUCUUUUGUAGGGGAGAAUAUGCAGGAUAGUGUUAUUUCCAACAAGGGAGCGUCUACAGAAAAAUUUCCUGACUCUCAAAUUGCAGCAAAGAAACAAAAGCUUUCUUCUGGAGAGUCCAAGAAGAACAAGAAAACAAAGGCGCCACUUCUUGCUGCUCUAGACCAUAAUGCUUUGGGACUUGUCCGGCAAUGCACGCAUUGUGAGGCGACGAAGACUCCACAAUGGAGGACAGGGCCAGAGGGGCCGAAAACACUCUGCAAUGCUUGCGGUGUUCGGUACAAGUCAGGCCGACUCUGCCCUGAAUACCGGCCUGCGGCUAGCUCAACUUUUUCUCCGGAUCUUCACUCUAACUCACAUAAGAAGAUCCUUGAAAUGAGAGUGAUGAGACGCAAGGAUAAUAAGAAUUCUGGUAUUCUUGCCUUGGAAUACAUGUGAAGGGAGAAUGAUCCAAGUUAUGGAUAUUUCUCUCUCGUCUCUUUAUCUAGUGUCGCGUCUUAGGUUUUUUUUUAAAGAAUUUUACUUCUUUUGGUAAACAAGUUUGGGUUUUAUGUGUAGUAAUUUUAGUUCAGUUAGGUAAUCAGGAGUUUGUGUCACGUAUGUCUUAGGUAUUCUUGCAUGCAAGUAUUAAUUUCUUUUCGUAUUGCUUAUAUUCUCUGUGGUGCAAGAAAUGUACCAUAAAAUCAUUAAUAACCAAACCAUUUCUAC